UCUUUCUUCCUCCCCCUCUCUCUCAAGCUAGCUCUAACAAGUCCUUCUUUGAUAUUAUCCGCUCCUUUCUGUUAGCAAGAAACAAUGGUCAGGCUUAAUGGCAGAAUCGCCCUUCGCAGCAACAGUUCAGAUGAAGACGAUAGUAAUCGUGGUAUCAGGAUCCCACGUAGAGUGACCUUCUUUGGUCUGCUUGGCACUACAAUGGCUGCACUCAAGCUCAAGGAACAAUGGGAUGAUUACCGUAAAGUGCCAACUGAGCCCACUGCGAAUAACAAUCCUCUUGCUCCACCCGCCUAUCGGGAUGAUGAGUGCGAUAGCGAAAGUACCAUUGGCCUUGAUACCUCAAUUAAUAUGCCAACUCGUACAAGGCGCAAGAAGAGCUGCUGCGUCUGCUGCGGCAUGAAUUGCGGUCUUUUCUGCAAGGCACUUGGUAUUGUUAUUCUCAUAUUUACAAUAUGGAAUACAAUUAAAUUUGCAAAAUGGAUGAUGACGCCUUCUCCGACUGGUCUGGAGAGCAUGCCAGAAUUCGGUACCUCCCUUGGAUGUCUUGAUGCUUCACACUUUUACCAGGAUAACAAGGAUGGCAAGUUCUACUCCAUUGCAGUUGGCUCUGAAGUUGAGCACGACGUUGUCGUCGCUGGUGGAGCCGUCGGAACAAUCGUCCUAAAGCCAAGUACAAGCCUCGCAGACCAGAGGAUCAAAGUCCAGGUAAACGUGCGCACCAGCGAUUCCCGCCUGCUCAACAGCGUCGAGGUACACACGCCAGAGUCCAACCCUCUCCCCGCCUCCAAAGUACCAAGCACAAGUUAUUUCCAACUCGUGACACCAACAGAGACAGAAGGCGGGCAUGACUGCAUGCGUUACGAUCUCACAGUCUUUGUCCCAACGAACGUUCACACGCUGCGCCUUAACGCUCAAUCCGUUGCGCAGGUGAAAUUCGAGUUUGAUGAGAGCCCGCAAACAUUGCGCGAGUUGCAGUUACGCCUGACUGACAGGGCUGCUGCGAACUUAAUCUUUCCUUCCGAAGGUCUGGUCGCGGAUAAUGUCGAUAUCACCAUGCAUGGAGGAUAUCUUGUUGGCACGCUCCCACUUGCAAACAGCACGAGCGUCAACACGUACUCGAGUGAUGCGAUCACGAAGCUCUCACUCAUCACUACACGCUACUCUCACUCGGGCACCAACGAAGACGUUUCCACUGCGCAUCUUAACACGGUUACAGGCCUUGGCCGUUCUGAUUUUACCUACAUCAACGACGCCGCGCGUCCUGUCAGGAGUGAACACACCACAAGUGAACGCGCUACAGACUCCGAGCUCCGUCUUACAUACUCUAAGGCACGCUUUAACGGCAAGAUCGAUUUUAAGGCGCGUUCGUCCACGAUGAUAAACGUCCAGUCCGACCGAUUCGGUGCGGGCUCUGAUCGCGACGAAUGGAACCGUGAACGCGAGCACUGGGUUGGCGAUAAGGAUGGAGGGGAUUUCCUUAAGGUGUCUUCGCGUGGCUGGGUUGGACUCUAUUUUUAAUCUAAAGGGACUUUGCGUCGUUCAUUCUUAGUUUUCGGGUGUAUCUGUCUGAGUACCAUGUUGGUUAAUUUGAUAAUUUUUCAAUCAAUUGAAA
Molecule: messenger RNA, 1615 nt
Organism: Fomitiporia mediterranea MF3/22
Lineage: Eukaryota; Fungi; Basidiomycota; Agaricomycetes; Hymenochaetales; Hymenochaetaceae
Exons: 4
Coding region: 85-1521 (478 amino acids)
Source: RefSeq, a predicted model, not a curated record